This is a messenger RNA of Erpetoichthys calabaricus (reedfish), 3762 nucleotides long. It is a transcript of the gene gtf2a1, whose product is annotated as general transcription factor IIA, 1. The record is from RefSeq and is a predicted model, not a curated record. The transcript is spliced from 10 exons. NCBI's taxonomy places the organism in Eukaryota, Metazoa, Chordata, Cladistia, Polypteriformes, Polypteridae. Gene Ontology annotation, cellular component: transcription factor TFIIA complex. Gene Ontology annotation, biological process: transcription initiation at RNA polymerase II promoter; transcription by RNA polymerase II. The coding region runs from base 196 to 1314 and encodes 372 amino acids.
GGUAUAUAAAGGAGAGAGCGACGAAGGGCGGACGGCUGGACAGCGCAGCCCCUGGGAGCUGAGUGAUUAAUGGAUAGUAUUAUUAUUUUAUAGCUUUUAAUUUAUUAAUGCUUAUAUUUCAGUAGUCAUUAGAGUUUUUUAUUUUGUUUUGUUUGUUUUUAAAUUUGUAUAUACAUAUAUACACUCAGCGUAGUAAUGGCGAGCUCGGCUAACUCGAACCCAGUGCCUAAAUUGUAUCGAUCAGUAAUUGAAGAUGUAAUCAAUGAUGUACGUGAGCUCUUCCUUGAUGAGGGUGUGGAUGAGCAAGUUCUUCUGGAACUGAGAACGUUAUGGGAGAACAAACUAAUGCAGUCCAAAGCAGUAGAUGGUUUUCAUACAGAAGAACAGCAGCUGCUGUUACAAGCACAGGCAGCUCAGCAGCAGCAACAGCAGCAGCAACAGCAGCAACAGGUACAACAUCAGUCACAACAACAGCAAGUUAUUAUUCCUCCAGCACAGCAAGCCCCACAGCAACAGGUUAUUGUACAGGAUCCGAAAAUAAUACAACACAUGAAUGCCACAGGAAUGAGUGCAGCUGCCACCGCAGCAACAUUGGCAUUACCGGCAGGUGUUGCUCCUUACCAGCAAUUAAUUACAAAUCAAGGGCAAAUAUUACAGGUGGUAAGAGCUCCAAAUGGAACCCAGUAUAUCCUCCAACCUCAGCAGCAGGUUGUUUUACAGCAGCAAGUUAUUCCUCAGAUGCAAGCAGGUGGAGUCCAGGCCCCUGUUAUACAACAGGUCCUAACACCACUUCCUGGCACCAUACCACAGCAAGCUGGAGUGAUUAUUCAGCCUCAACAAAUAGUCAUCGCAGGGAAUAAAAUUCCCCAAAAUGCACAGGUAAUGCAAACUACUGCUAUGACUGCUUCAACAACACAAACGGGACAGAAUGCUGUGCAGGUCCAGCAGCAGCAAGCACAACAGCAACAAACGCAGCAGCAGCCUCCCCCUAUGAUGUUACAAGUGGAUGGGACAGGAGACACCUCAUCUGAGGAAGAUGAGGAGGAAGAUGAGUAUGAUGAAGAGGAGGAAGAUGAUAAGGAUAAAGAUGGAGGGGAGGAUGGACAAGUGGAAGAGGAGCCUUUAAACAGUGAGGACGAUGUCAGCGAUGAAGAAGGGCAAGAACUGUUUGAUACUGAAAAUGUGGUAGUUUGUCAGUAUGAUAAGAUUCACAGAAGUAAGAACAAGUGGAAAUUCCACCUAAAAGAUGGCAUCAUGAACUUAAAUGGAAGAGAUUAUGUAUUUUUUAAAGCCAUUGGAGAUGCAGAAUGGUAAAACAAACUCUUGUAAGAUAAUGCCGAACACAUCAGAAAUGAACUACACAUACUUCAGCAAAUGUUUCCAACAGGAAAUAAUGUAAAGCUACUGAAAGUGAAAUACACAAGUGUUACUAACACUAUGUAAAUGAACAAGCAUCCCUCUUUAUACGGCUUCUGAUGUUGGAUGUUAGUUUAUAUAUUUAUAAAAAUAACCUUGUUCUUCUGGCAAAUACAACUGGACUUUAUACAUUGUUUAUAUUUUAAAAGUUUAAGUUCAGGCAAAAAUAUGGAAAGUUGGAUUUCAAGGAACUGUUUUUUUUUUUGUUUUUUUUUUGUUUACAACACAUUUCAAGCUGUGUUUGCAAUAACUGUUAGUUUCUGAGCAACUGAAGGUCAUUUUGUCUUUUAGCCCAACCCUUUAGCACCUUACACUGAAGCUGUCAAUGUGAAUUAAUUCAAAACUUUUUAAGCAAAUGGUUUUUGAUGUGUUAACUUAUAUUACGGAGGCGAAACAUUUCUUUUUAGACCAUAAAAAUUGUAGGCUCUUCACUUCUAAUGUAAAGGCUGGGGGUUUCAAGCCCUCCCUCAAUAUUGCAAACCUUGCAUUCCCAAGAUAAAUCAAAGCUGCAGUACUAUGUAAAUAUUGGCAGUUUUGGUGUGAGUUGACCAAUUUUGUACGUGAGGUUUUGUCAUUCAAACCACUUUUUAGGCUAUUUGGGUUUACUUUUUUCCUAGCCAAGCUGAUUUGCAAUCAUAGUGUUUGUUUUUUUUUUGUUGUUGUUGUUUUUUUUUUUUUAAGUUCAAGUUUAUUAUGCUUAUUGAAAUGAUUUCUUUUAAGAAUUUUUUUCUUAGAAUGCUUUUAUUUAUUUUAAGUCUCUUUGCACUCUUUAUUAAUAUAACAUGAGUUUAUGUUAGUCUAGUCUGCAGCAUAGUCAGUUUCCAGGGGUUGUCUUGUAAUCGUUUCUUCUGUGUGAAGAUCACUAAUAAGCCAAAGCAGCCCAUUAUAUAUGAAUAGUGGUCUUCCUAACAUCUUAAUUUGUUUCCUCUUCAUAGCUGUAUUCCUCACUGUUUUACAGCAUGGUGUAAUUGGUAUUUUGUUAUAAAAAUUAUCCCCUUUUGAGUAGAUACAUUGUGCUUGUGGGUAGCAGCAAAGAAAAUGCACCAACCUGUGCUCUUAAGAUGCAAGUGUUCCUUUUAUCCUUUACUGUUUAAAUAUUUUGAUUUUAAAUGCUUUUGUAUUAAACUUAAAUUUUAAUCAUGCCCUUAAUGUUAAGAGUUCUUUAGUGUUCAGGAAGUUAACUUGCUCUAUAAACAAUGCUGAGUGUCCUGGGAGCUUAUUAGACCCUAAAGUAGGAAAGAGGAAUGCUUCAAGACUGAUUUCUGUUUUAAGCAAAUAUUCAAACGUUUACCCUAUUCUUAUGACAUUAUUUUUACCUUUUAAUUCCUGUCUGGUUAGGUAGUAAACUAUUUUAAUUAGACAAUGAAUAAAUGACUAAAGACCAAUCAGGAAGUAUUUAGCGCUGAAAAUCAACAUGUUGUUCCAUUAGCUUCAAGAGCUAAUAGCUGAAAUAAUGUAGUGUGUACUUUGUAACCAGAUCUGUCUCUUUUCAUCCCAUGUACCCUUUCUCAAACAGUAAUUUGACUGUAUAAUUUCAUUGAGCUUGUUGUGCCUUUUUGUGUUUAAUUGAUAACUAAACUUUUUACAUUUUUUUUUUAUUUUUAGAAAUACAAAAAUGUGUGAUAUUGUUUUAUGAUCAUUGUGUAUGUCAGCUGAUUCUUAAAGUAUAGGUGCGACUUCUGUUUUCUACUGUUCAGCUGUUAGCGUUGAUUGCUGUUGUACAUAACUGUAAGAGGCAAAUCUAUUUAUUAUGUUUGUAUAAUUCAUACUAUACGGUUUUAAAAUCAAGGUUGUUCUUUGUAAUGUAUAAUCAGUUUAAAGGCCACGCUUUGAAUACAAUUAGAAAACUUAGUAUUUUGUUGUACUAAGACCUAUUUUGAGUUACCUAAAUAUUUUUUUGCUUUUGCUAAAAACUGAAUUAAAGUAUAAGAAAAAAAAUUACUUUGUCAAAGUCUUGGAACUGCAAAGGCUCCACGUGGGAUAAGAUUUCACCUCUGCAUAAAAAUUGUACCUAGUAAAUUGGCUAUGACUGUUUUAACCUAUUUUUGAUAUCCAGAGUUGAAUUUCCUGUAUUAAGUUACCAAAUUGUUUAAAAUGACAUUUUCCUUAGAGCAUCUACUAAUUUAUUUCUGAGCUAAAAAGAUCUGCUGAAGCUUGGCCCUUGGUAAGGUGUUAGCAAAAGGCUUUCCAAAGUUUCUGUUAAAAUGUAUUUUUUUAUUAUAUCAGUCUUUUAAUUUUGGGGAAUUUUAAAAGAUGUGCAUGUCAAAUCAUUUUGUGAAACCCUACUGAAAAUGUAUUGACAACCACCAAUGACAACUAAAUACACAUUGGGCUUUAUCUUGUGCA